GACAGUGCGGCUUGUUUGAUUCAUGACUCCAGUACGGAAAACACAAAUCAUGUAGCCAUAACAUUUGACACGAAUAUAAUUUUACUUAGUGUUUCUUCUUCACAAGUGCGGUCCCGGUACAUUUGAUAAUCCGUCAUUUUACAUCAGGCAGUGCUCUGGCUAGCUGUGCGGUGCCUGAGGACCCAUCGGCCUGAUCGUUGAUCAGUUGCGCUGGUUGCACCGCCUGGUGAAUUGCAGUCCCCGGCAGCGCGCAGGCUUUCAGUGUACCUUAACGGGUUUAACGGGAGCGGCGAUUAUUCCUGGAUUAAACAGAAACCAGUUACCGCGGGACUGGAGCUGGGGCCUUUACUGUGGAGGUUUGGUGCAACUUUACCACUAAAGAAGUCGACAGCUGGGAGCUCAGCAGACUUUCCAGACUGUGGUCAUGGAAUAAAAAAGCGGACUGGAGCCAGGCGUUGGGCCUGCGGAUAACUGACGUUAGCUAGCUGAGCUAGCUGAUGGGAAGCGGUCUAUCCUUGUUUGGGUCGCCGUGCUAACUAGCUAGGUGCUAUUUUUGUUAGCAUAACAAUUAGCCGACCGGGGUUGCUGGCUUGUUUUGAUGUAGGUGUAUUGAAGGAGCCGUCAGGGGUCCAGGAUAAUCACACGUUUCCUGAACUUUCUCGAAGUUUUAAGUUAGCUAACCACCUGAGCUAACGUUUAGUGAGCACGCUAGCGAGCUAACGUUACGUCUUUGUAGUACAAAGUUGCGCUUUUGAUUUGGGCAGAGGGAUGGUCUCUGUGCUAAAUUAAUCUGUAUUUUUUUUAAAUCAAGGGAUUGUAUGUUGAUGAUCAUACAUCAGUUAGACGCCGUCCAGACCGUACAGUCUCUCUGCACCUUCACGGGACUACACUUAUCGUUUUCGGUUAUUUACACCCCGUCCUACCGACCGCAGUCUCCUGUCCUCGGCCGGCUCCAGUGGCUGGCCACACGGCACUGAGUGCCCAAUGGAGGAACAUGACAACAUGGACUAUUUUUACCAGCAGGUAGUGCAGAAAGAUGUUACCCGCAGGUUGCAGGUCGGCCAGGAUCUCAUCGACUACCUGAACGACCCGCACCGCUCCCCGGACGUGGAGCAGGACAAACCCCGGCUGGAUAAAACCAUAGACGAGCUAACGGGAUGGGUGAACUCCAGCAAUUUCAAGGUGGCGUUGUUGGGGAUAGACAUCUGUGGUGCGUUUGUGGACCGCAUGGGAGAGCGGUUUAAAGGAUAUCUUGGCACAGUUUUGCCAGCUUUGGUGGACAGGCUGGGCGAUGGGAAGGACCAGGUCAGGGAGAACAGCCAAGCCCUCAUCCUUCGCUGUAUGGAGCAGACUGCCUCGCCCAUGUACGUUUGGGAAAGGCUACUUCCUGGUUUCAAACACAAGAACUUCCGCAGUCGAGAAGGAAUCUGCCUCUGUCUCAGUGCCACGCUCGCCUCGUAUGGAGCCCAGCCGUUGAGCCUCAGUAAACUAGUCCCUCAUCUCUGCACUUUGACUGGAGACCAGAACCCACAGGUACGUGAGGCCUCCAUAACAACACUGGUGGAUGUUUAUCGUCACGUUGGAGAGAGGGUCCGGGCAGACCUAGGAAAGAGAGGGCUCCCUGCUGCACGGUUACAGACGUUAUUCGCUCGUUUUGAUGAAGCCUUGAAUUCAGGCAACAUGGCUCUCAGCCCGAGUCACGAUCGUAGUUUUGAAGAUGACGACAGUGUGGAUGGCAAUCGUCCUUCCUCAACCCAGGCUGCCUUCAAGGUCCCAAAAGUUCCCAAGAAGCCUGCAGAUUCUUCCGCUGCACGCAGGCCCAGUGCUACUGGUGGCAAGCUUGUAUCUAAGGAAAGUGCUGGCGCAGUAGAUGAAGAGGACUUCAUUAAAGCCUUCACAGAUGUCCCUACUGUCCAGAUUUACUCAACAAGGGAUCUUGAAGACAACCUGAAUAAGAUCCGUGAGAUCUGCUCAGAUGACAAACAUGACUGGGACCAGAGAGCGAAUGCUAUGAAGAAAAUCCGCUCACUGCUGGUGGCGGGCGCAGCCAGCUACGACUGUUUCUAUCAGCACCUACGGCUACUGGAUGGAGCCUUCAAACUGUCAGCUAAAGACCUGCGCUCACAAGUAGUCCGAGAAGCUUGCAUCACUGUGGCCCACCUUUCAUCAGUGUUGGGGAAUAAAUUUGACCAUGGAGCUGAAGCUAUCGUUCCCGUCCUGUUCAACCUUAUUCCCAAUUGUGCCAAAGUCAUGGCCACCUCCGGUGUGUCGGCUAUCCGCAUCAUCAUACGGCACACCCACGUCCCCAGGCUCAUCCCCCUGAUAACCAGUAACUGUACAUCCAAGUCAGUGGCUGUUAGAAGGCGCUGUUAUGAUUUCCUGGACCUUCUGCUACAGGAAUGGCAAACCCACUCUCUAGAGAGGCACACAGCAGUUCUGGUUGAGAGCAUCAAGAAGGGAAUUCGAGAUGCAGACUCAGAGGCCAGAGUGGAGGCCCGCAAGGCCUACUGGGGUCUGAGGAACCACUUUCCAGCGGAGACCGACGCCCUCUACAACUCCUUAGAGCCAUCGUACCAGAGGACCCUUCAGUCCUGCCUGAAGAGCUCUGGCAGCGUGGCAUCACUUCCCCAGAGUGACCGCUCCUCGUCCUCCUCUCAAGAGAGCCUCAAUCGGCCUCUGACUUCUAAAUGGUCAGCAGCUCCAGGGCGAGUCCCUGCGGGUUCAAAGGGUAGGGUGCCGUCGGCCUCCCUGCAGCGUUCCCGUAGUGACGUGGAUGUAAACGCAGCAGCAGUUGCUAAGCAGCGGCACGUCGGACAGACCAGGGGAGCAGGGCGUCUGCCCCCAGGCUCCUACUCUUCACUGGAUGAUGCCUCUGAUAAAACGGAUGGGACCAGGUCAGACAAUGGCCGUGUUCGUACCAAGCAGCCCUUGUCCACUGCCAGCAGCGUGUCCAGCCAGGUGGACUCACGAGGACGCAGCCGCACCAAAAUGGUCUCCCAGUCACAACGUUCCGACGAAUCAGAUUGCACACCAGGAUCUCAGUCUGCUACCCCUGUCGGUGCUGGCAGUCGGAGUGGCUCCCCCGGGCGUGUGCUGACAAGUACGGCCCUGAGCACCAUGAGCUCAGGGGCCCACAGGGUGCUGGCCGGGUCCAGCGGGGAAGGACACAGACGCAGCCGCAUCCCCCGCAGCCAGGGCUGUUCCAGAGACUCUUCCCCCACCCGCCUGUCUGUUGCGCCUUCCAGCAUUAGUUCCAUCUACAAUGGAGCGAGCAGAGGAGCUCGGGGCAGUCGUAUCCCUCGGCCCAGUAUGAGUCAGGGCUGCAGCAGAGAGGCCAGCAGGGAAAGCAGCCGGGACACCAGCCCCGUACGCUCCUUCACACCCCUCGCAACGCGGAGCUACUCUCGCUCCACCGGAGCUCUCCACACACCUGAUGCUUUUGGGGCUGCAGGAACAGGUUUUGGCAUCAGUCAGUCCAGUCGUCUCUCUUCUUCAGUGAGUGCCAUGAGGGUCCUCAACACGGGCUCAGACGUCGAAGAGGCGCUCGCAGAUGCACUGCUGUUGGGAGACAUGCGGUCCAAGAAGAAGCCAGCACGGCGGCGGUAUGAAAACUACGGCAUGUACUCUGAUGACGACGCUAACAGCGAUGCUUCCAGCGCCUGUUCGGAGAGGUCCUACAGCUCUAGAAAUGGAGGAGCUAUUCCCACCUACAUGAGACAGACAGAAGACGUAGCUGAGGUGCUGAACCGUUGUGCCAGUGCCAACUGGUCAGAGAGGAAGGAGGGGCUGUUGGGCCUACAGGCGCUGCUCAAGAACCAACGCACCCUAAGUCGGGUAGAGUUGAAGAGGCUGUGUGAAAUCUUCACCAGGAUGUUUGCAGACCCUCACAGUAAGCGAGACUCCGGCAGGGUGUACGGCACGGCAGAAUCCGGUAUAAGCUCAGCCUCCUUCAAGAGAGUGUUCAGCAUGUUCCUGGAGACACUGGUAGAUUUCAUCGUGGUCCAUAAGGAAGAUCUGCAGGACUGGUUGUUCGUCCUGCUCACGCAGCUGCUGAAGAAGAUGGGAGCCGACCUGCUGGGCUCUGUACAGGCCAAAGUUCAGAUAGCCCUGGAUGUCACACGAGAGUCUUUCCCCAAUGAUCUCCAGUUCACUAUUCUCAUGAGGUUCACUGUGGACCAGACACAGACGCCCAACCUCAAGGUGAAGGUGGCCAUUCUGAAGUAUAUCGAGACGCUGACGUUACAGAUGGAAGCUCCAGACUUUGUGAACUCUAGUGAGACUCGGCUGGCCGUCUCCCGCAUCAUCACCUGGACAACUGAACCCAAAAGCUCUGACGUCAGAAAGGCAGCCCAGUCGGUGUUGAUCUCGCUGUUCCAGCUCAACACUCCAGAGUUCACCAUGCUACUGGCAGCUCUGCCCAAAACCUUCCAGGAUGGAGCCACCAAACUGCUUCAAAACCAUCUGAAGAACACUGGCAACGCUGCACAGGCACCAAUGGGCAGCCCUCUGACACGCCACACCCCCCGAUCUCCAGCCAGCUGGUCCAGCCCGGUUACUUCCCCCACCAACACCUCCCAGAACACCCCCUCACCAAGUGCAUUUGACUACGACACAGAGAACAUGAACUCGGAGGACAUCUACAGCUCGCUGAAAGGUGUCACUGAGGCGAUCCAUAACUUCAGCGUCCGCAGCCAAGAGGACAUGAAUGAGCCAGUCCACCGGCGGGAGGGAGACGAGGGGGACAGCGGGACAGAUGGCAGAGUGUCAGACUUUGUGGACGGAGGCCGCAUGGCUCUGGACAACAAGACAUCCCUCCUCAACACCCCUCUGCUUUCCUCCAGCCCCCGAGGGGCCCGCGAGCACUUAUCAGACUCUCCCUUCAAACACAGCCGCAAAGACACCAGCCUGGACGACUCGGAGCUUCUCACAGAUGACAGCAACCUGGACCAAUCGGAGCUGGUGGCCGAGCUGCUGAAAGAGUUGUCAAAUCACAACGAGCGCAUCGAGGAGAGGAAGGCGGCGCUCUGCGAACUGCUGAAGCUGAUUCGUGAGAACACCCUGCAGGUGUGGGACGAACAUUUUAAGACCAUCCUGCUGCUUCUGCUGGAAACGAUGGGUGACAGAGAGCACGUGAUCCGAACGCUGGCUCUGCGGGUGCUGAGGGAGAUUCUCUGCAAGCAGCCCUGGAGGUUCAAAAACUACGCAGAGCUCACCAUCAUGAAGGCCCUGGAGGCUCACAAAGACCCCCACAAGGAGGUGGUACGAGCAGCAGAGGAGACGGCAGCUAUGUUGGCGUUGUCCAUCAGUCCAGACCAGUGCAUCAAAGUGUUGUGUCCCAUAAUCCAGUCAGCUGACUACCCCAUCAACCUGGCUGCCAUCAAGAUGCAGACCAAAGUAGUGGAGAGGGUUCCUCGUGAAGGUCUGAUGAGCCUGCUGCCUGAGAUAGUGCCAGGACUCAUUCAGGGUUACGACAACUCUGAAAGCAGUGUAAGGAAAGCCUGUGUGUUCUGCUUGGUGGCCAUUUACGCAGUGAUCGGGGAGGACCUCAAACCGCACCUCAGCCAGCUCUCUAGCAGCAAGCUGAAGCUGUUGAAUCUGUACAUCAAGCGUGCCCAGUCUGGCUCCAGUGGCAAUGAACCCCCGUCUGAGGGCCUAUAGGAGACACAGCGCCCUCCCACAGGGCAACCACAGAACUGCAACUCUGCCCACCAAACAUACAACAUCAGCUCAUGAGCUCACACCCACACAGGCCGAGAACAAAACACACACCCUAACACUCUGUCACAGGAGCAAACUGCUUACAUACACACGUACGCUUGCACUCUGGCCAGCAAAGUAACACACACACAGGUACACACAGUCCUCAAACAUUUCCUACAAGAUGGGAGUUGUGCAGAAGAGAGGAGUGUCGUAGUUCUCCUGACCAUCGCUGAGGAUCCCCCCCGAUCUCAGACUGAACUGAACCCUUAAACACGUACAGAUAACACACAUCCAGUCACACCCAGGUUUGUCACUAAUCAAAGAUGAAGAUAUGAAAUCUCCGUCCUCUAUCCCGAACACUACAGCAUCCCCUCUGAAUAACAUCUUGAUGUCAACAGGAAGUGGUGCGCCUGCAUGGUUCUCAUUUUUAAGGGGGAAAGGUUCAUGGAACAGGGCUGAGACGAACGAUUGGUGCCGUCUUGUGUCUUUCUCGAACAGUGAGUAACUGGGGCCAGGUAGACAGGAAUGUAAAUUUACAUUGUGUCAUAGUUUGGAUUUAUUUCACGCAAUGAGGUUUUACUGCAGCGGUUUUUAACGUCUCUCUCUCUGUCACACAUAAACACUUUCUCUCUGUCAGAAAGGUGCUGAUUAGCCUAAAAGGUACGACCGACCAACCGUGCACAGCACUAACACGAGUCACAGCGGAUACAGUACAUAGGCAGAGUCCAAAGUAUAGGAGGUGUUAUGUGCUUGGCUAUGCAUGAGACUAAAUUUUAAAAAGAAGUUUGUAUCGGAGUCCAGAAUAUUGUGACUGGGGUUUUAAAUUAAUGUGAACAAUGUCCACCCCUUUCAGAAAAAUUCACAGCGUCCUCCAUUUCUCCCGGCUCAUCUUGGAUCAGUCCAUUUCUGGGCAACAUGGGCAGGAGGAUGGUGCGUGCUGCUUACCACAUGAAGUAUGACAGGACAUGGCUUAUUAUCACAUAGUGGAUAUGUAUCUAUAUAUGAUAUUAAAAUGGAAUAUCCAAUAACAGUGUCAUUUACGAGAGUUCCCCGGGGGGGGGUGCGCAUGUGUGCCCAUCCUUGUUUUUAUUUUCUCUCUGUUGCGCUAGCCGUAGUGUCUCUCUCUCUCUUGGUCUCUCGGUCUCUCUCUCUCUCUCUCUCUCUCUCUCUCUCACACUUAUUUUUUCUCUGCUGAGAAAUUUGUAGAAAUGUAUUAUUUACAGCUCUGAAAAAAAAAAUCGUCAUGUCACCCGAUUCUCUUCUCUUCAUCGUGUCUUUCUUUCCUUCCUCUUCUUGUAACAUUCUAGUUUUCACUGUUGUGUUUCCUCCGUGCAUUUACAAAGCUGUGCUUACAUUAUAAUAAAGAACUUGUACAGGUCAUGAUAA
Messenger RNA from Epinephelus lanceolatus (giant grouper), 7086 nucleotides. Lineage: Eukaryota; Metazoa; Chordata; Actinopteri; Perciformes; Serranidae. The record is from RefSeq and is a predicted model, not a curated record.